AUGUUGACCCAAACUCUGGUACCAGCUCCAGCCACUUUGCGGAGCCGUCGCACGCAGUUGGCUUAUGACAAGGCCUCUAACCGUAUCGCCUACGGAAGUGGUAAGAAUGUUUAUAUUCGCAGCGUGGAAGACCCCACAAAAUGUGUUGUUUACGAGAAACACAUCAACCCUGUCACCGCGGUUGCGUUCUCUCCAACCGGAAGCUAUGUUGUUUCUGGCGACCAGAACGGUGAAGCACAUGUUUGGGGUUUGAAUGGCGAUGAGAUUGUCCACAAAACCACUGUUCAGGCUACUAACGGCCGUAUUAAUAGCGUGGCUUGGGAUUUCGAAACUAAACGUGUUUUCGCAGUUGGAAAUGGUACGCAACGGUUCGGGCAUGCUUUCAUGUUUGAUUCCGGAAAUUCUGUUGGCGAGAUCUCUGGCCACCCCUCCGAAGUCUAUGGUGUAGCCCUUCGUCCGAGCCGACCUCCUCGGGCCGUCACGGUUGGCGAGGAUGGCGCUUUGGUCUUCUACCACGGUGCGCCUUACAAGUUCGAAAAGACGGUCAAAAAGCACACUGGCUCCAUUUGGGAUGUAGCAUAUUCUCCCAGCGGUGAGAAGUUUGUAUCUGUUGGCAGCGAUCGCCAGGUGAUUAUUUACGAUGGAAAAACUGGCGAUUUCGAGACAUUGAUCGAUACCAAGCACUCCGGAUCAAUUUUUGCUGUUUCCUGGAAAGACGACAACACAAUUGUUACGGCUAGCGCGGAUGCAACUGUCAAGUUGACUGACAUCUCUACCAACAAGGUCUUGGAGUCUUGGGAUUUGCCCAAGGAACUGGCAAACUUCCAGGUUGGUGUGGUUGCCGCUGGGGAGAAAGUGAUUUCAUUGGGUUUCAAUGGUGAUUUGUAUUAUUGGAAGCAAGGUGAGACUAAGCCGACGCGUGUUUUGCAGGGCCAUCAGAAGGGCGUUUCAGCUCUCCUGGUUGCCGACAAUAUUUUCUCUUCGUCUUCAGAUGGCAAUGUUCUCAAGUGGACUGAUGGGUUGGCUAAACGAUUAGACGAAACUCACAACUGCCCGGUCGUUGGUCUGUUGAAUUACAAGGACGAACUUGUGUCGGCAGGUUGGGACAAAACUCUGGCGACUUUGGAGGGCAAAACCGCGGCUACGUUGAGUGCUCAGCCUAUCGCUUUGACUUCUGAUGGCUCCACAGUUUAUUCAGUUUCAGAGUCUGGGUUUGAGGUUGUUGGGGGCGAUGCAGUAGCUAUUGAUCGCUGUGCAACCCUCGAUGCCCAUGACGGCUUGGUUGCAGUUGGCCACGAGCUUACUGUUAGCCUGUAUCGGGAUAGCAAGCUUGAGUUCGACUUCCCUGCUGGCCGCAUGACAAUCUCAUGUGUAAAGUUUAGCCCCAAUGGUGAGUACCUUGCUGUUGGUGACACUUCUGGUAAGAUUGUUCUAUAUGACGCCAAGUCACAUCAGAUUGUUACUUCAAGAUGGACGUUCCAUUCUUCCAAGGUCACUUCGAUCGCAUGGCAUAAGGAUGGAGAGCGUGCUGUCACUGGUGCUCUCGAUAAUAACUUGUUUGUGUAUUCCGUCAAGAAAGGGAAAACCCACAAAAUCGAGGCUGCUCAUCGUGACGGUGUGACGCAAGUUUCUUGGCUCAACGAUGAUAUUGUCAGUGCUGGUAACGAUGGAAGCAUUAAGAUUUGGACCCUAUAG
Wickerhamiella sorbophila is the source of this 1695-nucleotide messenger RNA. Its product is annotated as putative WD repeat-containing protein C9G1.05. The record is from RefSeq and is a predicted model, not a curated record. The transcript has a single exon. Gene Ontology annotation, molecular function: actin filament binding. Gene Ontology annotation, cellular component: cortical actin cytoskeleton. Gene Ontology annotation, biological process: positive regulation of actin filament depolymerization; actin filament depolymerization. Lineage: Eukaryota; Fungi; Ascomycota; Dipodascomycetes; Dipodascales; Trichomonascaceae. Bases 1 to 1695 code for a protein of 564 amino acids.